CGGAGCGGCUCCGCCUUCCGGCCGGGCGCCCCUGGGGAGUGCGUCCCUCAGGGCACGGGGGUCCCGCUCCGCUGCCGCGCCGGGCCGCCCUGGGCCAUGUCCAAGUCCCUGAAGAAGAUCGUGGAGGAGAGUAGGGAGAAGAACCAGCCCGAGGUGGACAUGUGUGACCGGGGCAUCUCUAACAUGCUGGACGUCUCUGGCUUGUUCACUUUGUCCCACAUCACACAGCUGGUUCUCAGUCACAACAAGCUCACAACUGUGCCACCAAACAUCGCAGAUCUGAAGAAUUUAGAAGUGCUUAACUUUUUCAACAACCAGAUUGAGGAGCUGCCUACGCAGAUUAGCAGCCUUCAGAAGCUCAAACACCUGAACCUUGGCAUGAACAGGUUAAAUACCUUGCCUAGAGGAUUUGGAUCUUUACCAGCUCUGGAGGUUCUUGACUUGACUUAUAACAACUUAAAUGAAAAUUCCCUGUCUGGAAACUUCUUCUAUCUGACCACCCUGCGUGCACUCUAUCUAAGUGACAACGAUUUUGAAAUCCUGCCGCCAGAUAUUGGGAAGCUCACAAAGUUGCAGAUACUGAGCCUUAGGGACAAUGACCUGAUAUCACUACCUAAAGAAAUUGGUGAACUCACUCAGCUUAAGGAACUUCAUAUCCAGGGAAACCGUCUUACUGUGCUGCCCCCAGAACUAGGUAAUUUGGAUUUGACUGGUCAAAAACAAGUCUUCAAAGCAGAGAAUAAUCCCUGGGUUACCCCUAUAGCAGAUCAGUUCCAGCUGGGAGUGUCUCAUGUUUUUGAAUAUAUUCGUUCAGAAACAUAUAAGUAUGUAGAGUGUUUCUCCUCCAUUAUAUGCCAAGUCCUGAACUCACUGAAGUCAAUGGCAGAACUUCUAUUGAUUUUAUUGGAAGCAGAAUCAAGCCUAUUGUUCACCAUCACUGCAUCUAAAUGAAAGCUUGGGAAGGAGAGCCGCACAUUGAGGAUAUUAGGCCUUGAAACCAGGUUGAUAGAGACCCAGGAAGUCAGAAGUAUCAGAUGGUGCCAGAGUUUUGUUCCACUGUAGUCUUCUCCAUAGCCAUCCCCAAACAGUGAAGAUUUUAAAAUUGGACAAGGUCUUUAAUGUUAAAUGAGCAAAGGUUUAACCAGUGCUUGUUAGAGGUGAUCAGCAUCUUGUUCUUAUGGAGUGGGACAUAUUUAACAAUUCACAUCAGCAGUGGACCAAAGUCCUCUCGGCUGGCUUUCACCAGCUGUAACGGCUGUGAGCUCAUCUUGCCUGGUCGUGCUCUUCAUCACCUCAAAUUCAUCUAGGACUGUUGAAAAUGAAAUCAGGUGAAAUGCAGCCAGCAAAGCGCUUAUUAAUUAUUUGUUAUGAUUUGUUAGUUCAAAGGGAGCACAGUCCUUUUCUCAAAAUGCUUAUGAUCUAUAAAUAUUGUAUGUCUACUUGUGUUCUGAUACUGUUCCCAUUUGUGGUCAAGUUUGUUUUGAGAACCUGGCUCUAAAGAAAGGUAAAUAUCAGAACAGUGUGUUGUGCUAUCUCAAUAACUGGUGCAGUUUGCUGAUUGCUCAAUUACAUUUUAACAGUAUGAUCUCAGUAAUGAAGAGCUGACUAGUAAGUAUAGUUUGGUAUAAUUCCCCAAGUACUCUUGAAAUAUAACACAGCAAGAAAGAGUAUAAUGAAAAAUAAUGGAGAGGUAGCUGGGGGCUUACCUUAUGAUCU
Molecule: messenger RNA, 1716 nt
Organism: Mauremys reevesii (Reeves's turtle)
Lineage: Eukaryota; Metazoa; Chordata; Testudines; Geoemydidae
Gene: RSU1
Product: Ras suppressor protein 1
Exons: 9
Coding region: 97-951 (284 amino acids)
Molecular function (GO): protein binding
Source: RefSeq, a predicted model, not a curated record